This is a messenger RNA of Castor canadensis (American beaver), 6665 nucleotides long. It is a transcript of the gene Eml1, whose product is annotated as EMAP like 1. Gene Ontology annotation, cellular component: mitotic spindle. Gene Ontology annotation, molecular function: microtubule binding. Lineage: Eukaryota; Metazoa; Chordata; Mammalia; Rodentia; Castoridae. Gene Ontology annotation, biological process: microtubule cytoskeleton organization. The record is from RefSeq and is a predicted model, not a curated record.
GGUCUUGCUUUUUGUUCAGACCUACAGCCUGUCACGUAGCUGGGAUGACAGUACGUGCCACCAAACCCAAUUUGUUUUGUUCUCCCAAUCUCUGCCUCCUGGGUGGCUAAGAUUACAGACAGGAACCACCAUGCCUGGACACACUCAGCUUUUUAUGCCAACUAUCCAAUGUAUCCUAAAGUAUGAAACUGCAAAGUGGAGUGGAGAAAGCAUAAAGAUUGUGGGGGGUGGGAAGUGAGGAAGCAAGAGGGCAAAGAUGAAAAGUACACCUGUGUUAAAUCUCACCUUUUGAAAGUUCCUUUCCAGAGAACCUGCCUCUUAGAGAUCACGGAACUCACCUGUGUUGACCAGGGGGCAGACAGAAUCUAGACUUAAUACUUUGCUGACCAUUAUUGGCCCUCAUUUCCUUUCCCUAUCCAAAGUCUGAAACAUGCAUGGAUUUAUUCUCUUUGGUGUCAGGCAACCUGAUUUCCAUCCUCACUGCCUCUCCAAGAUGCUCCAGGUGGCCUGGAGCCCUCCGCUGCCACACAGAAGGACCUUUCCUCAGCCUCGUCCUCCUUGACCCACUCUGCAGAGAACCCUGGACAGCGUCCACUUCCUGGACGCUUUCUGAGCUGUCAGCUUUCUGAGCCCACAUCCUCCAGAGAGCCUCUGGCCUCCAACUGCUCCUUUAGCAUUUCCUUCUUACCUUCUUGCCCCAGCCCUGCCUCAGCUCCCCUCGACUUUCCACUCUCUUUAGAGAAUUCAUUUACAACCUCUUUGCUGGCUGUGGACUCCUAAAUCCUAAUUCUUUCACUCCAAUUGCCACAGGGUACCUCUAAUUGGAGGUUUUGCUGUCCUCACUUGACCUUCAGCUGUGUGGGUACCUCCAGCUGUGUGGACCUACAGCAGUUUUCCUUUGGCCAGUCCCUCUGUCUUUCUUCCCUCUGACUAUUUGGGCCCUCAGUGCCUCAUUUCUGGAGUACUCAAGAAACCCUGGGCUCCUCCACUGACAGACCCUGGUUCCUGUAGUGCAGGCAACACACAUCCAGACUCAGCUUUCUAACGCACUCAUCAGCGUGUGCCUGCGUGAAGACCUCCAUGUGUCCCUCUGGCUCCUGGAGUCGGGUUUAGUCCUCUCUGGCUCUCGGGCCUCUCUUGGUUGGCCCCGUUCCCUCAGUCCAAUCUCAUUUCCAAUGUGUCUGUAACAUGAGCUAUCCAUUCAUGUCAGGCCAGCCCUCUGGCUUGUGAGCAGACCUCACUCCUUCUUUCUUACAAAUCUAGCCCCAUCCUUCAAGCUUCAUCCUUCCCACUGUCCUUUAUCUACCUGGCCACGGUCAAAUCAACAGCAUGUGGGACCCUUUAGCCUCCACCCAACACGUGUUUCCCCGUUCACAAAUCCUUCUUGCUUUUUGUAUGUCGUUUCCCCUCACUAGGACAGGGAUCAAGUCUUCAACGUCUCCCUCAGUCUACUGCACUGUCUAGAGUCCUUAAUCCCUCACGAGUUAAAGGUGACAGACCCCCUCCCUGAUCUGGUCAUCUACUGAUGUCUAUGCUGGGUUUUCCAGGCCUUGGAACUCUAGGGAGGCCCAGAAGUUUUCCUAAUAAUAACUUUUUAUUCCUGUCAUUUCCUCUACUGUGUUUAAACUAUGCAAGUGAAUAUGGAAAAGCUUCAGAUUUGUACAUGCUAACCAAAUAGUGACUUGUGUAACAAGGGGUAGAAAUGUAAUGCUAAGCCUAUUCUUGGGUCAGAGCUACUAUUUUCUUUCUUGCUUCCUCAGUUGUGAUUUGCCAGUGUAUUUACUUUUGGCCAUGGGUAGUAAAGUGCACAAAAUUAACUUAGCACUUAUACCCACGGGCUGAAAAAGCUUCAGACUCGUGGACUUAUGUGCUUCUGCCACCAUGUUAUUUUGUCCUAACUCUCGGUCUCUGCCUGAGCUAGAAAAGGAAAGAUCUCUGGAUCCUAUAACAAGUCAGCAAGUGUGUAAUGUGACAGUUCACAUCCCUGGGGCUGGUCACAGGGGGAAGAAGGACAGAGUGGCAGUUUUAGCUCAAAGUCCCUCUUCCACCACCUGCAGCCUUUCCACCUGGGGAUCUGAGUGGCCUGUUUUGAAGAGGGAAGCCGCCUUUUUCCCCAGGUGCCCAAUGGUCGCGGUGAAGUUGCCAGCCGGGUGGCUUGAUUCCCUCUUGCAGCCGCGAAGGAAGAACGAGUGGAGAGAGGGGCGCGCCUCCUAGGGGACGUGGCCAAGAGGGAGGUGCUCGGAGGUGGAAGUCUGAAUCUGCCGGCAAGUUGUCCAUGUUUGGUCCUUCAGCUGCCCUCGAGCGCGGGGACAGCGCGUCGGGGGGGAGUGUGGCUAGGAGGGGACCCCCGAUCCCGUGGCGGGCCACCGUGCCCUACACUCCCGACCUCGCCCUUUGUCCCCUUGGAUCCCCGCGAGCAGGCCGGGUCGAGCCCGACCGGGAGGGGAAGCAGGCGGCGGUCCAGGCGAGCUGAGCUCCGUCCCCGCCCCACGCGCGGCCCCCGCCCGCCACGUCCCCUCCCGGCCGUGCCCGCGCCCGCGCCCCGAAGGCCGCCCCCUCGCGGGCAGUGCGGGCGCCGGGUUCGCGCGGCGGCGGCGGCGGCGGCGGCGGGCCCGGGUUGCCAUGGUGACCGGCGGCAGCCGCCGCCACAGCAGGGCCGGCCUCAGCGCCAGCGCCAGCGCCAGCCGCGGCUCGGCUCGGCUCGGCUCAGUGUGCGAGUGAACACGGCGGCGGCCGGCCGGGAGCGGGCGCGGCCAGGCGGCCUCAGCAUGGAGGACGGCUUCUCGAGCUACAGCAGCCUGUACGACACGUCCUCGUUGCUCCAGUUCUGCAACGAUGACAGCGCGUCUGCCGCAAGCAGCAUGGAGGUAUCAGACCGCAUUGCCUCUUUGGAACAGCGCGUCCAGAUGCAGGAAGAUGACAUCCAACUGCUCAAGUCUGCGCUGGCUGACGUGGUGCGGCGGCUGAACAUCACUGAGGAGCAGCAGGCCGUGCUUAAUAGGAAAGGACCUACCAAAGCAAGACCACUGGUGCAGACCCUGCCUUUAAGAACCACUGUCAACAAUGGCACUGUGUUACCAAAGAAACCCAGUGGCUCCCUGCCAUCCCCGUCUGGGUCCAGGAAAGAAAUCGCUGUGCCGGCAGCCAAAAGUAUCAAGCGGACCAGCUCUUCUGAACGAGUUUCACCUGGUGGCCGGAGGGAGAGCUCUGGGGACUCCAAAGGAAGCCGGAACCGUACAGGCUCAACCAGCAGUUCCUCCAGUGGCAAGAAGAACAGUGAGAGCAAACCCAAGGAGCCUGUAUUCAGUGCAGCCCUUCUGUCUCUGUCUCCGAAAUCACAAGGGAAGCGCCGGGUGAUGCACUGCAAAGAAGAAGGCUAUGUGAAAAUGUUCCUUCGUGGCCGUCCUGUUACCAUGUACAUGCCCAAAGAUCAAGUGGAUUCUUACAAUUUGGAAGCAAAAGUAGACCUGCCAACCAAGAGGCUUAAGCUGGAGUGGGUCUAUGGGUACCGGGGCCGAGACUGCCGUAAUAACCUGUACUUGCUCCCGACGGGGGAGACGGUAUAUUUCAUCGCGUCAGUGGUGGUGCUGUACAACGUGGAGGAGCAGCUUCAGAGGCAUUACUCGGGCCACAAUGACGACGUGAAGUGCCUGGCAGUUCACCCUGACAGGAUCACAAUAGCAACAGGACAGGUCGCAGGCACAGCUAAGGAUGGGAAGCAAUUGCCCCCACAUGUGCGUGUCUGGGACUCCGUGACACUGAACACCCUGCACAUCAUCGGAAUAGGCUUUUUUGACCGAGCCGUCACCUGCAUUGCAUUCUCAAAGUCUAAUGGAGGAACCAAUCUCUGUGCAGUGGAUGACUCCAAUGACCACGUGCUGUCGGUGUGGGACUGGCAGAAAGAAGAAAGACUGGCUGAUGUGAAGUGUUCUAAUGAAGCAGUGUUUGCUGCGGAUUUCCACCCCACGGACACCAAUAUCAUAGUUACCUGUGGGAAAUCACAUCUCUACUUUUGGACACUGGAAGGAAACACCCUUAUUAAGAAGCAAGGAUUAUUUGAGAAGCAAGAAAAGCCAAAGUUUGUCCUGUGUGUGACAUUUUCUGAAAACGGUGACACCAUUACUGGAGAUUCAAGUGGCAACAUCUUAGUAUGGGGAAAAGGUACAAAUCGAAUAAGCUGUGCAGUUCAGGGGGCCCAUGAGGGUGGCAUUUUUGCACUUUGUAUGCUAAGAGAUGGCACCCUGGUGUCGGGAGGUGGGAAGGACCGAAAGCUUAUUUCUUGGAAUGGAAACUAUCAAAAACUUCAUAAAACCGAGAUUCCAGAGCAGUUUGGCCCGAUACGGACAGUGGCGGAGGGCAAAGGUGAUGUCAUCUUGAUAGGCACAACUAGAAACUUUGUCCUGCAGGGUACCCUGUCAGGGGACUUUGCGCCUAUCACUCAGGGUCACACUGAUGAGCUCUGGGGACUGGCCAUCCAUGCCUCCAGACCUCAGUUCCUGACCUGUGGGCAUGAUAAGCACGCCACUCUCUGGGACGCUGUUGGUCACCGGCCCAUCUGGGACAAAAUCAUAGAGGAUCCAGCUCAGUCUUCUGGUUUUCAUCCUUCAGGGUCUGUGGUUGCGGUGGGAACACUGACUGGGAGGUGGUUUGUGUUUGACACAGAAACAAAAGACUUGGUCACUGUCCACACGGAUGGAAAUGAACAGCUGUCUGUAAUGCGUUAUUCACCAGAUGGGAACUUCUUAGCAAUAGGCUCUCAUGACAACUGUAUCUAUAUAUAUGGAGUUGGCGAGAGCGGGAGAAAGUACACACGGGUUGGCAAAUGUUCUGGUCAUUCCAGCUUCAUCACCCACCUGGACUGGUCUAUAAACUCACAGUUCCUUGUGUCGAAUUCUGGAGACUAUGAAAUCCUUUACUGGGUUCCUUCUGCUUGUAAGCAAGUUGUGAGUGUGGAGACUACAAGAGACAUUGAGUGGGCUACGUACACCUGCACUUUGGGAUUCCACGUUUUUGGAGUGUGGCCAGAAGGUUCAGACGGAACCGACAUUAAUGCAGUCUGUCGAGCCCAUGAGAAAAAACUGCUGUCAACAGGUGACGACUUCGGCAAAGUGCACCUCUUCUCCUACCCCUGCUCACAGUUCAGGGCUCCAAGCCACAUCUACGGCGGGCACAGCAGCCAUGUCACCAAUGUUGACUUCCUUUGUGAAGAUAGUCACCUCAUCUCCACGGGUGGGAAAGACACAAGCAUCAUGCAGUGGCGGGUCAUUUAGUCCCCGAAGAGCCCUGGGAGGUCAUGCCCGAGAAGACACAGACUCGUGUUCCACUUGGUCACUGUGAUUUCUGUUUUGUCUAAAAAUUCUUACAAACCUCAGGAAAACUAUCCCUCUACCAGUUAAAUUAGCUUAGGGAGUCAGCGAGCGUCACACCAGAGAAGCAGUUCCAUUUCCACUUUUGUUGUACAGUACACGAAGCACUGCACAUUGGAAAUAGAAGAGGUCCCAAGGUUUACGUGUGGUGGCACGCACAGAAGGGACUGGUGUCUCCUUAGUAACUUUUCUAUGAACUCUUCAAAAACAGUCACAGAAUGCCUUUUAAAAUAUUGUAUAUAGUCUUCACAGUUCACCAUCUAGCUUGCUAAGACAAAUAUUUAUAAUAAUGAGGUACCGAACCGUGAUUGCUGUCGACUAAUUUGUCCUAAAAGGAUAAAUCCCUUGAGAAGAGAGUGAAUGACUGAUUUGCACAGCUGAAUCAGGAAUGCAAAUAAAGAGACUUUCUUUGGCUACAUUUUCUAAGGUUUCAUUAGAUUCUCCCUUUGAGAGGCUGGCAAGGAAAGGGUUGUAGUCUGCUGGUGUGGGCGGAUUCUACUUCAGAUUAACAAGCUACGGCAGCAGGGUGUGCAGGCGAGGCUGUGUUCCAGGUCACCUGUCCUGUCUAACCAGACAGUUAGCCUCUUUGCAUCGCCAUGAAUUGCGUCCGCUGCCCCCAUUACAUGCCCCGAUUCAUGGCAAGACAUUUAGCCACCUUCCUCUGUAUAUUAAUGGCAUGAUACGGUAUUGUGCUUGUAUAGGAUGUUAGUGACUCAUAAUAAGCACCCAAGGCUAGGCUUCACUGUUCUAUGCUAUGGACAUUGGAUGUUUGUACCUGACGACCAAGUAGAGAAGGAAUCUCUUCAGUGUACCAGCAACCUGCGGAGAGGAGGUCAAAAGGCUCCAGGUACCAAGGGCAGUUCCUUUCCCUGUCUCUUGUACACGGAUGGCUCGUGGCAGUGUGGAAUAAAACUGUUCUGAGGAGUAGAACAUAGGCAUAAAUUUGUUAAGAAGGCCUUACCCAUUGUGUGACAGAUUGAAUUUAUUGUUUACAUUGGGGAAUGUAUCUUGGAUUUUUAAAUAGAAGAGUAAUAAACAGACUUAAGUACAAAUAUUAAGAUUUUUACUCGUUCUAGGAAAGUAAAUGAAUUAUCUGAGCUCUACAGCACUGGUUGUUUAGAGUGGCUGAUUAAAUGCUACAUUUGGAAACGUGUUUCUUGACAUCUCUAGCCUGCUGCAGAAGUGCAGAGCACCAGUAAGCCACAUGCACUGAAGAUGAAUCUGUUUGUAUGUAUCCUUAUCAAAUAUAUUCUAUAAUGAAAAUAAAAUCUGAAAAGUGGAUUCUUAUAUUUGUGAAAG